AUGGCAUCAAGUGAGACCCAAGCUACCGUCGAGAUGGCUGAAGCUCUGAGAUCAAAGCUGGAGGGUUCUGAAGUCCUCACCCCUUCAUCCCCGGGCUACGAAGAUGCAAUUAAGCGAUGGUCUGACGCGGCGGUGAAACGAGCUGGCCUGGUCAUGCUCGCUACCAGUGCAGAGGAUAUUUCCAAAGCCGUCCGUUUCGCCCAAGAGAACAAUAUCGACUUGGCUAUUAGAGGAGGCGGUCAUUCCGUCUCGGGGACCAGUUCCAGCGAUGGAGGCCUCGUUAUCGACCUAUCUCUCAUGCGCAAGGUCACGGUCGACCCUACAAAGAAAACAAUUACGGCCCAGGGGGGAGCUCUUUGGGUGGAUGUUGAUACUGCGGCAGCUGCCCACAAUCUCGCCAUGCCUGGUGGCACCGUGAACCAUACUGGCAUUGGAGGCUUGACACUGGGCGGCGGAUACGGCUGGCUGAGUGCUAAAUAUGGACUUGUGAUUGACAAUCUCAUUUCCGCAAAGAUGGUCCUCGCAGACGGGCGGAUCGUGACGACAUCCGCUACAGAGGAGCCGGAUCUCUUUUGGGCAAUCCGGGGUGCAGGGCAUAACUUUGGCGUCGCUGCUGAAUUCACAUAUCAGGGCUACGAGCAGGUAAACCAAGUUUACGCAGGUCCUCUGAUUUUUACUGUCGACAAAUUGGAAGGCGUUAUCGAAGCAUUGAAUUCUACACUGCAAAAUCCGGAUGAAAACUCGGGUGCAGUAUGUGCCAUCACCAGGCCGCCAAAUGCUCCCGAUAUCAGCUUAAUUGUGAUUGUAUUUCACAAUGGCACAGAAGAGGAAGGCAAAAAGAGAUUUGAGCGUCUAUUCGCCCUCAAGCCGGAAGUCAUCGAAGCUAAAAUGAUACCAUAUUCUGAAGUCAACACGCUGAUGAAUGCAGCAGCUCAACACGGCGGUCGCAGAACCUUUAAGGGUUUAUUCUUCGCCCCGCCCUUAAGCCCGGUUUUUGCCAGAAAGAUAGCUAGCAUGGUUUCUCAGAAACUGCGAGAAGAGACUGAUAUGGGCGGUUCUGUACUGGUUUUAGAAUUCUUUGAUAUGCGAAAGAUUAUCCAAACGAAGCUGACCGACACCGCGUUCGCCAAUCGCGGGACCACCUUGAAUGGCGUUCUGAGCUUGAGAUGGGAAAAUUCAGCCAACGAUGUGAGGUACCGGCAGUGGUCUCGAGAUUUGCAGAUGUUGUUCAAAGAGGAGCUCGACGAAACUAGGAAGAAUGGGAUUCCAUCCGGCGAGGGUGUUCCUCAAUAUAUUAAUUAUGCCGAACCCGGUGAUAUCGUGGUUCCUAGCAUAUACGGAGUCAAUGGCGAGAGAUUACAGAAGCUCAAGGCCAGAUACGACCCCGAUUCCGUUUUUGGCAAAAUGAACCCAAUUAUCCCGGCCAAAUAGGCAACUUGGUUCAUAGCUUAGAAUCCAGCUGGUCUGAAUUUUGCUAAUAGUGUUCAGCUCUAUGGCUUGGAUAACUCUAAUGAUUGGAUAAAUUGGUUGAAUAUUUUUGAUAUGAAUUGCAUUCAUGUUUACUCCUGAGAGGUGUGACCUGGAGGCACGAGAAGGAAUGAUUUUCUGCCGCAAGUCUUAACCUCCGGAGAGGUGUUUGUUGACUUACACCUUGUCCCUUCAUCCGAAGGUGGAUCUUUACAUGCGAAUGUGGGAAUCUUACCGUAGAACCACUUGCAAUCUCGGAGAAGAGCACGAAGUGAGGCAUAUUAUUCAUCAGGGGCAUGAGCUUGAUAAUUUUGACACUGCAAGCGUACUGAAUCAGCCAAAAAUCCAUAAUAUCCUAAACAUCAUACUCCGUACGCCCGGAUUCAUUGUUCAAUGGCAUCCAUCGU
Molecule: messenger RNA, 1874 nt
Organism: Coccidioides posadasii C735 delta SOWgp
Lineage: Eukaryota; Fungi; Ascomycota; Eurotiomycetes; Onygenales; Onygenaceae
Molecular function (GO): FAD binding; oxidoreductase activity
Source: RefSeq, a predicted model, not a curated record